Fundulus heteroclitus (mummichog) is the source of this 2018-nucleotide messenger RNA. It is a transcript of the gene mybphb, whose product is annotated as myosin binding protein Hb. The transcript is spliced from 14 exons. Gene Ontology annotation, molecular function: protein binding. NCBI's taxonomy places the organism in Eukaryota, Metazoa, Chordata, Actinopteri, Cyprinodontiformes, Fundulidae. The record is from RefSeq and is a predicted model, not a curated record. The coding region runs from base 73 to 1632 and encodes 519 amino acids.
CACAGGGGGAUGAUGGCAUUGGAUACAGUCUGAGGGACUUAACUGAGUUGGGAAUUCGCUGCGACCUCCAACAUGCCGUCCAAGCCUGCCCCGAUCAAGAAGGCGGCCAAGAAAGAACCAGCCAAGAAAGAGGAGGAAAAAGCUCCAGAGCCGGCUCCUGAACCCGCCCCGGUGGCCGAGCCUGCUCCUGCCCCGGCUGUGGACGCCCCGGCCGAAGGAGAAGCGCCUGCGGAGGGCGCUGCCCCUGCAGAGGCUGCCGCUGCUCCAGCCACAGAGGAAGCUGCUCCUGCUGCAGAGUCUGAAGCCCCUGCUGAUGGAGAAGCUCCUGCUGAGGCUCCUGCACCAGAAGAGCCGAAAGCACCCUCUCCUCCACCUCCUCCACCCAAAGAGCCCACAAGUGCCCCUGUGGAUCUGUUCGUUGAAGACAAAAAUGACAAUUCAGUGACCAUUCUCUGGAGUCAGCCCGAGAACAUCGGGCCCACUGGUCUGGACGGAUAUGUCAUUGAAGUUUGCAAGGAGGGAACUCAGGACUGGAAGGCUGUUAAUGAGGAUCUGCAGAAGGCCUGUCGCUACGUAAUCAAGAACCAGACCACCGGUGACCGCCUGUUGAUCCGCGUGGUGGCUGUGAAUGAAGGAGGCCGCAGCCCCCCUGUCGCCCUCCCAGAGCCCGUCCUGGUGAAGGAGGUCGCUGAUCGUCCCAAGGUCCGUUUGCCAAGGUUCCUCAGGCAGAGAUACGUCGCUCAAGUUGGGGAAAAGAUCAACCUGACCAUCCCUUUCACGGGCAAACCCAAACCUGUGGUGUCCUGGACAAAGAACGGCGGACCACUGGACCCGAAGAGAGUGAACAUCCGCAGCACCGACAAAGACAGCAUCCUGUUCAUCCGUGCAGCCGAGAGAGAUGACUCCGGAGUGUAUGAGAUGAGCGUGAAGGUGGAGGACUUUGAAGACAAGGCCCCAGUCACCCUUCAGAUUGUUGAGCUGCCAGGGCCUCCUGCCAGUGUGAAGAUCGUUGAUACCUGGGGCUUCAAUGUUGCUCUGGAGUGGACGCCACCCAAAGACAACGGAAACACUGAGAUCACAGGAUACACGAUUCAGAAGGCCGACAAAAAGACUGGAGACUGGUUCUCCGUGUUGGAGCAUUACCACAGACUGAAUGCCACCAUCUCUGACCUCAUCAUGGGCAACACCUACAAGUUUAGAGUAUUUUCCGAGAACAAGUGUGGAAUAAGCGAGUCCGCUGCUGUUACAAAGGAAGAGGCCAAGAUCUCAAAGACGGGUAUUGACUACAAGCCUCCGGAAUACAAGGAGCACGACUUCAGCGAAGCGCCCAAGUUCACCACGUCUCUGUCCGACAGAGCCACCACUGUCGGCUACAACACCAAGCUGCUAUGCUCCGUCAGGGGAUUCCCUAAGCCGAAGGUUGAGUGGAUGAAGAACCAGAUGAUCAUCGGAGACGACCCCAAGUACAGGCAGAUCUGCGUCCAGGGCAUCUGUUCCCUGGAGAUCCGGAAACCCGGAAACUUCGACGGCGGCGUCUACUCCUGCAGAGCCAAGAACGACCAUGGAGAGGCCAUCGUCAGCUGCAAGCUGGACGUCAAACAGCCAGUGAAUCCAGACGCAGAAAAGAAAUAGAUUGACGUCUUUAAUAACACAGGAGCAGAAGGUACACGGUCUUUGCAGUUUAAGGAUCGGUUGGAUUCCUGGAAGAACGCGUAUCGGUGGCUGGUGAUUUCACUGCCAGCAGGCUUAAGCCUGUGACGUCCUACCGAGUUUAAACAUCCAUUAAGAUGAAGGAUUUAUUUCAUCGCUUCAUGCCUACAAUAUUAAGUCCAUAUCCAUGUCCACAAUUUGUUUCCACCCUCAACGAUACGCUGAGUCAUAACCAUUACAUUGUAACCUGUUCAAACAUUGUACUACUUAAACAACUUGUCAGUCUUACUCAAAAUAAUAUACUGUUCCUCAUAGGAGAACUACAUGUAACAUCAAUGUGUUUAUAUCAAUAAAUAAUUUAAUUUCUG